Messenger RNA from Prunus avium (sweet cherry), 2233 nucleotides. Its product is annotated as calcium-dependent mitochondrial ATP-magnesium/phosphate carrier protein 2. NCBI's taxonomy places the organism in Eukaryota, Viridiplantae, Streptophyta, Magnoliopsida, Rosales, Rosaceae. Gene Ontology annotation, molecular function: calcium ion binding. The record is from RefSeq and is a predicted model, not a curated record. Gene Ontology annotation, biological process: transmembrane transport.
CAAAUAAAGAAAAUAAAACGUGGAGGAGUGAAAGGCGACCAGACACGAGGAAGAAUAUCCACGUCCAUUACAGAGCGAUCCUUCUCCGUCUCUCGUAUAUCUUUGGCUCUUCCCCACUUCACCUCCUCCUCCAAUUUCCACUGCAGAUAAUAUAUUAUGGGCACUGGGCAGUUAUAAUCUGUGUUACUACGCUCUUAAUUACCAUUAAAUCCAAUCCAACCCAACCACCCAACAUUGAAGAAGAUGAGGCCCCAUCUCUCCCAACCCUCAUUUCAUCGUCUUGUUUCUAUCUUCUGUGAACGGUGAGGACUGAAUUGUUGCGAAUUUAUGAUCCAUACCCGAAAACCCAUCAACCCAUUAGCCCAAAACCAGCAUCUCCUUUCUUCCCUGUGCCUGGUGAUUGAUUUGGUUCCCAUUGAAGGUUGAAGAAGACGAAGAAUUUGAAAAAAAGGAGAAUUGGGUUCUUAUGUCAGGGGCAAAGCCGGCCUCUGAGCAUGUCGGCUUCCCCACCGGGGACGCAAACAAGCACAGUGCUGACGGCUGCUGCAACCCAGUGAAGAAAAGCGGACCCAUUUCCAUGGAUCACGUUCUUCUGGCCUUGCGCGAGACCAAGGAGGAGAGAGAGAUCAGACUUCGAAGCCUUUUCAAUUUCUUCGAUGCUACGAAUCUAGGGUACUUGGACUAUCCCCAGAUCGAGGCCGGUUUAUCGGCGCUUCAGAUUCCGCCGGAGUACAAGUACGCCAAGGAUCUUCUGAAGGUUUGCGAUGCCAACAGAGAUGGAAGGGUCGAUUAUCUCGAGUUCCGAAGGUAUAUGGAUGACAAGGAGCUCGAGCUGUAUCGAAUUUUUCAGGCCAUUGAUGUUGAGCACAAUGGCUGCAUUCUGCCUGAAGAGCUUUGGGAUGCUCUUGUCAAGGCUGGGAUUGAAAUGGAUGACGAGGAACUCGCCCGUUUUGUUGAGCAUGUUGAUAAGGAUAACAAUGGAAUUAUAACUUUUGAAGAAUGGAGAGAUUUUCUUCUACUUUAUCCACAUGAAGCAACGAUUGAGAACAUAUAUCAUCACUGGGAAAGGGUAUGCCUUGUGGAUAUAGGAGAGCAGGCUGUCAUUCCAGAAGGAAUUAGUAGGCAUGUUCAUAGGAGCAGAUACUUUAUUGCAGGGGCUAUAGCAGGUGCCGCUUCUCGUACUGCUACUGCUCCUCUUGAUCGCUUGAAGGUGGUUUUGCAAGUUCAGACAGUACGUGCUUCUGUAGUUCCCGCUAUAAAGAAGAUAUUGAAGGAAGAUGGUAUCCUAGGGUUUUUCCGAGGUAACGGAAUAAAUGUUGUGAAGGUAGCACCUGAAAGUGCUAUCAAGUUCUAUACUUAUGAAAUGUUAAAAAAGGUCAUUGGAGAUAGUAUGGGGGCAGACUCAGGAGAUAUUGGUACUUCGGGUAGACUUUUGGCUGGUGGUAUAGCAGGUGCAGUGGCACAAACUUCUAUCUAUCCGUUGGAUCUUGUGAAAACUCGAUUACAGACUUGCACUUCAGAAGCUGGAAAGAGUCCUCAGUUGAAGACAUUAACUAAGGAAAUAUGGAUUCAUGAGGGACCCCGGGCCUUCUAUAAAGGUCUGAUUCCGUCUCUUCUUGGGAUUAUCCCCUAUGCUGGCAUCGACCUCGCGGCCUAUGAGACCUUAAAAGAUAUGUCAAGGACAUAUAUUCUUCAAGAUAGUGAACCUGGUCCUCUAAUCCAGCUGGGCUGUGGGACAAUAUCUGGAGCUCUAGGAGCAACAUGUGUUUAUCCAUUGCAGGUUAUCCGAACCAGAUUGCAAGCUCAACGUUCUAAUACAGCUGCUGCUUAUAAAGGAAUGUCUGAUGUAUUCUGGAGAACCCUUCAGAAUGAAGGCUAUACAGGUUUCUACAAGGGAUUGUUUCCAAAUCUUCUCAAAGUUGUGCCAGCCGCAAGCAUUACAUAUAUGGUAUAUGAAGCCAUGAAAAAAAAACUAGAUCUGUAGUGAGUUGGUAACUACAUUGAUCUUGUAGUUAGAAAUUGUAACGGAGUUGAUGAUGAAGAAAAAGAAAAUGAUAUUACUAGUUAAGUAGGCAAUAUGAUUGUUAUAUGACAGAUGGUUUCCCCCUUCAGGAUAUGGGGCAAAGGAUUUUCAAUUUUGUAGUCAGAAAGUCUUUUCCGGGAUUUAUGGAAACUUACUAUUGAGAAACCAGGUUACAGCCCAUUUUGAUUUUCAUAGCAAAGGUGGUAGGUA